Molecule: messenger RNA, 3071 nt
Organism: Chiroxiphia lanceolata (lance-tailed manakin)
Lineage: Eukaryota; Metazoa; Chordata; Aves; Passeriformes; Pipridae
Gene: ST8SIA6
Product: ST8 alpha-N-acetyl-neuraminide alpha-2,8-sialyltransferase 6
Exons: 9
Coding region: 30-1250 (406 amino acids)
Biological process (GO): N-glycan processing; oligosaccharide metabolic process
Molecular function (GO): alpha-N-acetylneuraminate alpha-2,8-sialyltransferase activity
Source: RefSeq, a predicted model, not a curated record
CUGCGGUGGGUGCCGCUGCCGAGCGCACCAUGCGGGCUGUCAUCGCCUUGGCCGCGGCGCUGGGCAGCCUGCUGCUGGGCGGCUGUCUCCUGCGCCUCGGCGGCCAGCAGCCCCUCCGCGCCAGGGGCUGGCAGGAGGAGGAGGCAGGAGUAGCUGCUGUCACGCCGAAAGUGGUGCAAGCCCUCAGGUCCCCCCUGACGCCCCUUCCUCAGACCGAGAACAGGUACGAGCUGCCCUCCCGCAGAACAACUGCUAAUAAAAAUGGAAUUUACCAGUUUGAACAGGCUUCAAAAUGUAAGGCAAUUCAGGACAACAUUUUGUCAUCAUCUAUCAAGAAGAAAAGAUACUCAGAAGAUUAUUAUCUUCACAUAGUUACAAAACUGCAGAACUGCACCUGGAUAAGGAGACCAGAAGAAUCUACAAAAUUCAGGUCAGAAUUAGCUUCCUGCUGUGAUGCAAUUCACAAUUUUAUUGCUUCUCAAAACAACAGCCCACUGGGAAGUAACAUGAGUUAUGAAGUGGACAGUAAAAAGACCAUCCUCAUUACAGAGGACAUUUUUAAGAUGCUGCCUGUGUCCUCGCCUCUUUCAGUCUAUCCCUUCAAGACCUGUGCUGUGGUUGGAAAUGGAGGCAUUCUGAAAAAUUCCAGCUGCGGAGCUGAAAUAGAUAGUUCUGACUUUGUGUUCAGGUGUAACCUUCCUCCAACCACGGGAAGCAUUAGCAAAGAUGUUGGCAAUAAAACAAACCUCGUGACUGUUAAUCCAAGUAUCAUAGCUCAGAAAUACAACAAGCUAAAUGAAAAGAAGACAGAAUUUCUGGAAAACAUUGCCGUCUAUGGAGAUGCUUUUCUUUUAUUGCCAGCAUUUUCCUUCAGAAGCAACACAGCCACUUCUUUUAAAGUAUAUCACACUCUGAAAGAGUUCAAAGCAACCCAAAGGGCAAUAUUUUUUCAUCCCGCUUAUCUGAAAAGUCUUGCCCAGUUCUGGAGAACUAAGGGUGUGAAAGCCUACCGGUUAUCAUCUGGUUUUAUGAUCACUAGUGCUGCUCUUGAGCUAUGUGAGAAUGUGAAGCUCUAUGGCUUCUGGCCUUUUUCAAAAUCCACAGAGAAGAUGCCAAUCAGCCACCACUAUUACGACAACCAACUGCCUAAACCGGGCUUCCAUGCAAUGCCCAAAGAAUACAACCAGAUCCUUCAGCUUCAUGGCAAAGGCAUUUUGAAGUUGCAGUUUGGUAAAUGUGAAUCAGACUAAAAAGGGUGAUGAUCCUAAGGAAGACAAUUUCUGUGUAUCUCAGCAGUUCUGUGUUGGAUUUGAUCUGAUGUGAUUUUGUGAGCAUUAAACUGCAUUAUUACAAUAGAGAAAUAUUUUACACUUGGAGAGAAAAGGUGGUGAUUUUUUCACACAGUGACUGCUACAUUUAUGAAUUUUGAGUAAUCAUUUUUAAAAUACAAAGUAAUGAUUAUUUGGAAAAUUCUGAAACUCGUGGCUAUUGGUUUAAUUGUAGCAAAGCACAAUCUCAGGAUGGUGGCAACAUGUGACAUUCAUCAUGUUUUGCUUCUUAAAGGAUCAUUAAAAUAUUUUGAUAUAAGAUCUCUGCUUUUGUUGGUGGCUGCAUGAGUUGGCAGUGAACAUUUUCAAUUAAGAACUUGAUCCUGUAAAUACUGACAUUUGUCUAAUGCAAAAAGUGAUGAGAAGAGCUACAAAAGAGUAAUUAAUUCAGAGCCAUGUCAUUCUUAGCUUGUCCAAGGCUUCACAGAUGAUAAAAUCCCUCAGGUUAGAGAUAGUCAAGUGGUUUAUGGGCUUUCAUUUUGUGGGCAAUAGGUAAUGCUAUGGAUUUAAUGGGCUUUCCUUUUGUGAGCAAUAAAUGAUGCUGUGGAUUUAAUAGGAUCACUGAUGUGAGUGAUGUUAAUUUCGGGAGCACAUGUAUGAAGGACCAGAGCUGUACAGUUAUUUAUAAACCAUUCUUCUUGCUUGUGUUCCUGUCUAAGGUCCAGUUCAGCUCCAAAUGAGGACAGUGAACUAGGUUUUAUGCUACAACCCCCAGAGUCCUGGUAGGGCAUGACUUUGCACAUAUUCCUGCCAUCCCAGCUGUGUGUCUUGGCUGAUACAUGAGAUGGAAUUUUCAUUAGAAAGAUGAUAGGUACCAAACCUUUAAUUUCUUCUGUUUCUUUUCACCUAGUAUAGCUCUUAUCAAUAUGUGACUACAGAUAAGGAAACUGCAGUAAGCAUUAUAAGAAGAAUGUUCCUCUUACAAUCAACCCCAAGCUCUUCUCCUAUACCAGGGCAUAUGAGAAAAGUGACUACAUUCACUUAAUUUAUAACCUAUGAAGUUCUUGAGCUUUCAGUUUUCCAUAUGGUCCAAGGAUACAUGUGGAGCAACAUCCUGCAACGAAAGAAAGUGAAUCACAUUAACGUUUGCAGGAGCUGUGACAAGCAGUUGUGCCCUAGCUAUGGCUGCUUCUGUGUUACUGUUUAUAUGCUUGUAUGUUCUACUGCAGGAAAAAGAAAAACAACAACCAACCAAGCAAACAAAACAAAAAAAAUGUAAUAACCAGAUUCUGUUAUAGGAAGAGUUUCACUGACUUUUUUUGAGUGUCCUUUGAAUGCUCAGUUCAAAGAUUGUGUCCUUCUCCUCCUUUUACAGCCAGAUACUGUCAGGUAUUUUAUUUACUAAAACUCCUUUUGCUAGUGCAGCAUUAAAAUCCAAAUCAAUUGAUUUAAAGAGCUUUCAGUAUUCCACUCCUUGAGGAUUAUAUCUGCAAAAUUAUUCCCACUUAAAUGAAUUGAACUUUAUAAAAUAAGGUUCAAAAAAUCCUUUUGAAUUGAUAGUUCAUAAGAGCAUUACUUUGGUGUUGUAAUAUUUGGAAGCUUACCUUGCAGCAGUUUUAUAAACACGUAAACACUCCCAAAAGUAUUAGAAUCAAUCAUUAUGGUUACAGGUCUGCUGGUUGAGACACAUUCAGCAUCUGGAUCCAUUUCCACAAUAAUGGUAUCAGAAGCCUGUACUACUCCUACUCCAGCAGAAGUGUCCAUAAAUCCUGGUUGCAAAUAUCAGCAGUAAAGUCAAUUUCC